AUGUCUACAAACAAAACCCAUGCACGAGGAAGAGUAGGAGACGGAAAAGCGGGCAGCUCCAAGGGGACGGGAGGUGGGUCGGCUGAGCCCCAAGGAGAGACCCGAUGCGAGGAAGCCAGCACGCUGGUUAAGAGGACGCGUGGCACGAGGCCAGGGCCGCUGUCCUCUAAACUGGUCAGAGACCUUCCGCUUCCGGAUUCGGAUGACUCCGAUACGGAACGGAUAGUCGAUGUGGAGGAUGUCGACUCCACAGACGGUGACGAGACGUCGUCAACCUCUUCCGUGGACCAGGCGACUGGAAAGCGGAAGAAGAGAGGGAGGCCCCCGACGACCUAUGCGGGGACAAAAAAGAAAAAAAGGGAGGAAUGCAGGAGGGAACUCCAGCGGUUGAGAGCGGAGAAGAAGGCGCUGGAGGCGGUGUUAAACCCGAAGGUGACACCGAGAUGUACAACACCUGAGGAGGACAUCAUCCGUCAUCUGGAAGGCCUUAAUCGGGAACAAAUGGCGGCAGAAAUGCUGGAAAGCAUUAAUCUGGUAGCGAAGGUUGCCCAGACAUCUAAGAAUUUAAAAGGCACCUACGUAAAAGAGUUAAAGACGUGUACCAGGAAACUGCGAGCGGCAGCCACAGUGGUGGGCACAAAGGUAGGUCCCAACAGCACGGCGCUGGAGGAGACUAAGAGGUGGAAGGAGAGGGUAAGGAACCUUGAGGACCAGGUGGAGAGGCUGACGACCCUCCUCCAAGAAGAGAGAGCCGCAAGGUUAGCGGCGGAAGGAAAGGUGCAGAGGGAAAAGGCCUCAGGGGAGGAGAUGCCUGAAGCUGUGCAGGAUGUGAUCGAAGUGCAGCACGGGGCAGACCACACACCCCGGGUCAGCACCCGAGCGCAAACCAAGGGGAAGCCUGAGAGAAUGGCGAAGCAAAUGAGGCCCAAGGCCCAGGGCCCGAAGCAAGAAGCAGCGAAGAGGGGAAAACCGGAGGCAACAGGCAGGACUGAAGACACUGUCUACCGGCCAAUGAUCAGGGGAGAGAGAAAGGUGCUCAGAGACCCGCCCGCGGAAGAUGCUAUGGAGGGCAUCAGGAGGGUGAUGGAGGGAGUCUCCAUAAAGGACGUGGUCAGUGGAGAGCCGGAUAAAGUGAAGCGCAACCUGGAGGAUUUAAUAACCAGGUGCCAGGGAGCGCUGAUCCGAAUCCCGAAAGGGAAAGGGGACAAGGAGAAGAAACUCCCGGUCAUCACCAAGGUGGAGGAGGUGAGGACCAAGGUGAGUUUGAGGGCGAGAGAGACGGCGGCGCGAAUCGUCCAGAAGACCAAGGAGGUAAAGGCGCCGAAGGAGCAGAAGACCCGGGAGGAAGAAAAGAAGACCCCGGCUCUAGCCAAGCCGAACACCUCCUGGACUGAGGUGGUCAGAAGGGGCAAGAAGAAGACGGCGGGCUCCAAGCAGGAGACGGCGGUGAGAAACGGAAAGCCAGAACCUGCGGCGGCCGCCAAUAAGACUGCGGGAAAGACGGCGAAGGGGGAAAAACCACCAAAGAGGAGGUCACCCAAAUCAGCGGCGGUUGCAAUUACCUUCCCGGAAGGACAGGCCGGGGAGGGAAUGAGGUUCCUGAGGUCUAGGAUUAAGUUGGAGGACCUAGGAAUCGAAAAGGUUAAGAGCAGGAGAGCCCUAAACGGGGCAACCCUGCUCGAAAUCCAGGGAGGAGGGGACGCGAAGGCCAAAGCCGACAAACUUGCCACCCAGAUCAUCAGAGAGGUGGGAGAGGAUAAGGGGGUAAGGGUCACCCGUCCCGAAAAAAGGGCGGAGAUCCGCCUAAAGGAUCUAGAUGAUUCCAUAACGGAAGAGGAGAUCCGGGCUGCAGUGGCGAAGGCUGGAGGCAGGCUCCCGGACGACGUCAAGGUGGGCCCUAUCCGGCAGACCCCCAGCGGCCUAGGAACAUGCUGGGUUCAGUGUGGACUGGAAACGGCCAAGAAGACUGCGGAGGAAAGGAGAAUAAGGCUGGGCUGGGUGUCGUGCAGGGUGGAGCUGCUCGAACCUCGCCCACUAGUGUGUUUUAAGUGCCUGGAGAGGGGGCACAUUAGAGCACAGUGUAGAAGCAGCACCGACAGGAGCACACUGUGCUAUAGGUGCGGCAAAGAAGGGCACAAGGCGCAGGGGUGUAACGAGACCUCCAACUGCGCCGUGUGCAAGAGUAGAGGAAUGCCCUCCAACCAUAAGGCUGGAGGUGCAGCAUGCCGACUCCCGACCAAAGGGGAGAGAAAGAGAGCGGCAAGGACGAGACGAGAAGAAGGCCGAAACAAGGAGCAGAAAACAGGCCUGUCGACAGCACAAGAGGAGCCGAUGGACACAGAGCCAGCGGCACAAGGGAAGGAGAGAAACAGCCAGGAGGAGGCUGGGAAGGCAUCGCCUUCACGGCAGUCCCUGUUGGGUGGGGAGCACGGACGGCUCGGCGGCGAUCGUCUGGAGGAGAACGGGGGAGCGCGCUCCCCCUUCUCAAAAUUGAAAGCCGGAGGUGGCUGGGUGGCGGCCAAAUGGGGGCCCCUAACCGUAAUAGGGGUCUACCUGAGGCCCAGCCUCACUCGUGCGGAAGCGGACGCGAAGCUUGAGGAGAUAGAGGAUGUGGUCCGGGAGUACCUCCCCGGACCAAUACUGGUCGUCGGGGACUUCAAUGCCAAAUCGGCACUUUGGGGUUCCCGGCGGCCAGACGCUAAGGGGGCGGACGUGGAGGCCUGGGCAGCGCGCCUGGGCCUCCACUUAGAAAACGUAGGAGAUGUCAGCACCUGCGUAAGGCCGCAGGGGGAGUCAAUCGUCGAUCUGACGUGGACCCCCUGCGGCCGCGAGGAGGGUAAGUGGAUGGGGAGUGGCGGAUGA
Molecule: messenger RNA, 2862 nt
Organism: Vollenhovia emeryi
Lineage: Eukaryota; Metazoa; Arthropoda; Insecta; Hymenoptera; Formicidae
Exons: 2
Coding region: 1-2862 (953 amino acids)
Molecular function (GO): catalytic activity; zinc ion binding; nucleic acid binding
Source: RefSeq, a predicted model, not a curated record